AUGGAGGUUAUUGAAAGACCCGCGGUUCCGAGUUCUAAUAUUUCCCAGCAGAAGCUGCAGCCUCCUUAUGUCUGCAUACUGAAUCACGAAGAUUUUUCGGAAAAUCCUGGUCUCAAUCGAAAGGGCAGCUCAAAGGAUGUCGAAGCACUGCACAGGACCUUCAAGAAACUUAAUUGCCAGAUCGAAGACGUUAGCAAUCCAACGUUUGCCAAGGUUCAGGACACAAUGGAGAAAUUGUCUGAAAAAAACUUUGACAACCUGGCUGGAGUGGUAAUCGUCAUCUUGAGCCAUGGAAAACUGAAAGAAAAGAUCCUCACCUGCGACAGUAAAAAUUACGACUUAGACGAACAUGUUCUCUUUAAGCUCAAUGAAAACGAAACUCUGAAAAGGAAACACAAAAUCCUGAUAGUCCAAGCCUGCAAGGGCGGGUGGGAGAUGGAUGCUGCUUAUGAAGAUGGCUCACAGUUUAUGAAGUGCUACAGCACCACAGAAGGUUUUGUGAGCUAUCGCAACCGCUCGACUGGUUCGAUUUAUAUACAAACCCUGUGCGCCGCAAUGGAUCAGGAUGCCCUCAAGAAGGACUUUAAGUUGAUCAUUGAGGAUGUAAACGAGAAGGUGGAAAAGUUGGCCGAGCUUAAAGGUAUAAACCAAAAGCCAUCGAUAUCUUAUAACAAAUGGCAACCGCUCUGUUUUGGACACUUUGUAAACAACGUACUGUAAAUAGUAAAAAAAGAAAGAAACCUGCAGUAAAACGAACUUUUAAAUAAUCUUUAAAGUUUUAUAAGGGUAUCGUCCAGUCGGAGUGUGAAUCUGAAUUACCAAAGAAGAGCGCAAUUGCGUUUAAGUUAACUGAACACAGACUAAGGUGAUUAGCAGAUAACUCAAAUACUAUUAAGACAACAGGCCGUUGGAAAAACGGAUCCCUCAAUCCAGACUCAAAGACUUUUGUAAAAAUUAAAAAUAUAUAUUUUGCCAUAUUUUGCCCUCAAUCCAGACUCAAAGACCAUUUAAUUCUGAUAAUUAAACUUCUACCGCAUCUUGAGGAUGUCUCACUUCGACGUAGUACAAUAUUUGACCCAAAUUGUAUCACGAAGAUAUCAUAAAAUCUUUUUUUUAUAACUACUACAAAUUUUUACUUUUAGUCUACUUAGUUUUAUUGCUCCUGUUAGUAAUUAUUUUGAAAAAAAUUAAAAAUAAAUUUUU
This is a messenger RNA of Drosophila ficusphila, 1203 nucleotides long. Its product is annotated as caspase-like. The transcript is spliced from 3 exons. Gene Ontology annotation, cellular component: cytoplasm. The record is from RefSeq and is a predicted model, not a curated record. Gene Ontology annotation, biological process: proteolysis; apoptotic process. The coding region runs from base 1 to 720 and encodes 239 amino acids. NCBI's taxonomy places the organism in Eukaryota, Metazoa, Arthropoda, Insecta, Diptera, Drosophilidae.